Messenger RNA from Aspergillus thermomutatus, 2037 nucleotides. RefSeq names its product fungal specific transcription factor domain-containing protein. The record is from RefSeq and is a predicted model, not a curated record. The transcript is spliced from 5 exons. Lineage: Eukaryota; Fungi; Ascomycota; Eurotiomycetes; Eurotiales; Aspergillaceae. Gene Ontology annotation, cellular component: nucleus. The coding region runs from base 1 to 2037 and encodes 678 amino acids.
AUGGAAAACCCACGUCGUGUGAGCCCUGUCGGAUAUCGAAAGUCCGCUGCGACCAUGCAACACCGGUCUGCGGACGAUGUCGAGCUCGUGACAUUUCAGAAAAGAUAUCGGUACUACCGCGUCGGAAAGGAUGCUGGCCGGCCUUCGAGGAGCGCAUCGCCUGAACAACAAGCAAGAAAUCGAAUAACUGUAGGAGAGCAAAGACCGAGCCUCGAGGAAGAGGGUACAAGUCCUGAUCUGAGUCCGUCGGGAUAUGUUGGCUCUUCUAGCAUUCUCUCUAUAUGUCCGAGAUUCUCGCCUGUCAUCUCUCGAAAGCCAAUACGUCCUCUGGACAAGGACUCUUCGCAAUUCGAGUUCGUGAAGCAACUAUUCAUGAAAUUGUUGGCUUCUUCGGAAUGUGUAGAGCAACUCAUUCUUCAAUACUAUGAUAGCAGCCGUUUUACCGUCAUUCCGCGACCUUUGAUUCUUGACCCCAUCACCAAAUUUCUUCGAGAGUUAGGUGCAAGUGAGGAUGAGGGAGCGUUUUUGGAUAAUCAGCUUGCAAAUGCCAGACGAAAUUUACACAAGAGAUUUCCCUCCCUCUCCGCUCAUACAACAGCGACCGACUUCCUUGGAUAUUUCAAUGGGGACAGUUUUCGACUGGAGUUUGUUGGCCUAAUAUUUGCUCUCGCAGGAGUCUCCUUUUUCUAUACAGAAGUGGGAGAUGUGUUCGACCAGCAAAACUUUGCUGCAGAAAUGUACACUGCCAGCAAGGUCUGCGUGGGAAUCUGCGAGGAAUACAAUCAGGUGAAUGAUCUUACUGUUUGGUCGCGGUAUAUGAACUUUAUCUUAGCAUCGAAUCUUUUUGGAGAUGCAAGUAAUAUUUUAUACCACCGAGCCAAUGAGUUUAUUGCUGAAUUAUUCGUCAUGGGCUUCCAUCGACUCGUAUCCUCACCACCCAAUGUCCCCUUCUUCAUCCUUGAAACUCGGAAGAGAAUCUUUGCAUCAGCCGUGACUCGGGACAAAAGCCUUUCCACUUUUCUUGGAAGAGCCCCGCGGAUAGAUUGCGAUUUCUGCGACUUGACCGUCCCGUCCGAUCUGGACGAUGAUGACGUCCUGCUUGAGGGUAGCCGACUUGAUGCAGCUUUACAAGACCUUGAUCGGGAUGGAUGGAAGCGUCCUACUGGGACGAAUGAGCCCUUCCGGCCGGCCAGUUUGAUUCGGCUUCGGUACCAACAAGCUCACCUUCGUGAGAAGGUUCUACGUCUGUCAUUGGGGAAUAAGACCAAGUCUUACUCGGAGACUCUCUCGGGUUUGUACGAAGAGUAUCACAACGCCUUGGCAAGGGUCCCAUCUCAAUACCGUUACAGGGGAAGCGCCUGGGGAACGUCGAACCCGCGAUUAUGCGUGGCACGUUUGAUCGUUCAUCUAGACUAUCUUUACAGCGGCUUUUUGAUAGAACGAAUGCUCACCCAAGAUGGUCAAAUGACUAUGCCUUGCCUCCUGGCGACAUCAGCGAAGCUGCUUUCGGGUGUACUUGAGUUCGUCCAGCAGCAACACUGCUAUCCUGAAUUACGCGAGCGAUUUACGUGGAUGUUCCUUUUCUAUGGCCUUCCAGGUGCCGGGACCCUCGCCACCGAGCUCCACCAUAGCACUCUUCGCGGAGUUCCCUUACAAACCUCUAUUCCUUGCGCCAACAUCAUCCGCGACUUGAGUGUAUUACUGGCAUGGUUUGAGCGCAAAAGUUUUCCCGAUCGGCCUGACUUUCAAGUCUGCGUUCAGAUUAGCAAAGUCAUUGGUGCUCUUUUGGAUGAUACACUGAACAGGGGGCUACCGUCGUCUCAGAUGGCUAUUCAACCGGAAAGGCAGCAGCUAAAUCAGCAUUCGCCGGGUUUAUCCCGUCCACAUGCAGCCGAUCCUGUGGUAGAUGCAACCCAUAAUGCCCUUGAGAUGGUUCAGCCGCUCCCCGACGCAAUGACUAGUCAAGACUUUCUUAGCUGGUUUGACGAUCUGGUGUGGGACGAUCCCUCCAUGAGUUUUGACUCCAUCGGUGCAUAA